Prorocentrum cordatum is the source of this 921-nucleotide messenger RNA. The record is from the annotation of a GenBank genome assembly. Lineage: Eukaryota; Dinophyceae; Prorocentrales; Prorocentraceae.
AUGGCGCUGCAGGGCGGGGCGAAGGGCUUCGACAAGGUGCUGAAGAUGAUCGACGAUAUGGUGAGCCUGCUCGCGCACGAGCAGGAGGCGGAUGACGGCAAGAAGUCGUACUGCGAGAAGGAGUUGGAUACCGCGGAGGACGACAAGAAGGUGCUUGGCGUGAAGUUGAGUGAUCUGGACAAGACGAUCGAUGACAUGAAGGAGUCUGCCUCCACCCUGGCGCAGGAAAUCUCGGCGCUGCUGAAGGGAAUCAAAGAUCUGGACCAGGCCGUCAAGGAGGCGACCCUGAUCCGCGAGCAGGAAAACGCAGAGUACAAGAAGGUAAUGCAAAUGGACACGGCCGCCAAGGAGAUCCUCAAGAUGGCCAAAAACCGAUUGGCGAAGUUCUACGCGCCGAAGAUGUACAAGCCACCUGCGCGGGAAGAACGCAGCACCAUGGACCGCAUCUACGAGUCGGAGAUGAGCAUGACGCAGACGUCGGCGAACCCGGGGCCGCCGCCGGAGACUUGGGGAGCCUACCAGAAGAGGGACCAGGAGGGGGGUGGCGUGGUGGCGAUGAUGGACCUCCUCAUCACCGAUCUCGAUAAGGAGAUGGUCGCGGCAAAGACCGAGGAGAAGGACGCGCAGGAGGAGUACGAGGAGUACGUGGCGGGCGCCGCCGCCAAGCGCGCGACGGACACCAAGGCCACGACCGACAAGGAGGGUGAAAAGUCUGCGCUGGAGGCUUCUCUCACCCAUGCCAAGCAGGAGCACAAGGACACGGUGAAGGACAUGUACAUGAAGGAGACACUCAUCAAGGACUUGCACCUCGAGUGCGACUGGCUCCUGUCCAGCUUCGAGGUGCGCAAAGAGGCGCGCGCGGGCGAGGUCGACUCCCUGACCAAGGCGAAGGCGGUCCUGUCCGGCGCGGACUUCUCCUGA